Molecule: messenger RNA, 1236 nt
Organism: Microtus oregoni (creeping vole)
Lineage: Eukaryota; Metazoa; Chordata; Mammalia; Rodentia; Cricetidae
Gene: Phospho2
Product: phosphatase, orphan 2
Exons: 4
Coding region: 500-1225 (241 amino acids)
Molecular function (GO): phosphatase activity
Source: RefSeq, a predicted model, not a curated record
GGUGCAAAGCUGCGGGUCAGGCGCGGCGCCUGCGCGGUGCAGAGCCGCGGGGCUGGAGCGGCGCUCGCGACCGCGCGCUUCCGUCUGGCUCGAGGACCAACCGGCGGAUGCUGGAACGGAUGUUGGCUGCCGGCUGCGACCCGGGCCUGGGUCAGUGAGGAGCCCUCGGUUCCGCCAGGCCGGUGUCCUCUUCCGCACCCGCUGUGCUAGUGGGGGGGACGGCCGGUGUGCGAGUCGAGGCCAAGGCUCGGUGCGAGCUCCCGCACUGCUCCUCGCGGGCUGAGGUUUUCUGUCAGAUAUUCCACUGUAAUAAUGCUGGAGUUAAGAAGUGUCCAUUCCUUCGCUGUACAUCAGAGCAAUUUAUCUGCAUACAGAAAUGGAGUAAUGUGUGAAGGCAGCUGGCAAAUUAAAGAUGUUAAUGACCUAAGCUCUGUGCUGAAAUAAGAUUAAUUGGACUGCAAGUGCCAUCUUAGGGUAACCCAAAUCUCUUACUGGAACCAUGAAAGUUUUGCUGGUGUUUGACUUCGACAAUACAAUCAUAGAUGACAAUAGUGACACCCGGAUUGUACAGUGUGCUCCAGACAAAAAGCUUCCCAUGGAACUGCAAGAUUCUUACCAGAAGGGGUUCUGGACAGAAUUUAUGGGCAGAGUCUUUAAGUAUCUGGGAGAUGAAGGGGUGAAAGAGGAUGAAAUGAGAAGAACAGUGAUAUCCAUGCCUUUCACUUCAGGGAUGGUGGAGCUUUUCAGCUUUCUAAGGAUGAAUAAGAAUAAAUUUGAUUGCAUCAUUAUUUCAGAUUCAAACUCAGUCUUCAUAGAUUGGGUUUUAGAAGCUGCUGAUUUUCAUGAUGUCUUUGAUAACGUGUUUACUAAUCCAGCAGCUUUUGAUAACAGUGGUCGUCUCACAGUGAAAAAUUGCCAUGCUCAUUCUUGCAAUAGGUGUCCAAAGAACCUUUGCAAAAAUGCAGUUUUGGUAGAAUUUAUAGAUAAACAGUUAGAGAAGGGAGUGAGAUAUGCACGGAUCGUUUAUAUAGGAGAUGGUGGAAAUGAUGUCUGUCCAGUUACCUUUUUAAGGAAAAAUGAUGUUGCCAUGCCACGGAAAGGGUAUACUCUACAUAGGACUCUUGCCAGAAUGUCUCAAAAUCUUGAGCCUAUGGAAUCUGCUGUUGUAGUUUGGUCUUCAGGUGUUGAAAUAAUUUCUCAUUUACAAUUUCUAAUAAAGGAGUAAUGUGCCAACCA